Messenger RNA from Ectocarpus sp. CCAP 1310/34, 815 nucleotides. NCBI's taxonomy places the organism in Eukaryota, Phaeophyceae, Ectocarpales, Ectocarpaceae. The record is from the annotation of a GenBank genome assembly.
CCCAAGGCCGAGAAGGUCGUGAAGUUGAGCAUACUUAAGUAUCCCAACGACCAAGAGGGAGUCGACGAUCGACCGAUAGUAUUCCACCAAGGGCCGACAGGUUUCCACACGCUUUGGAAGCGUGUUUGAUCGAGGCAGCAGAUAUCACCAUCAUCCGGUUGCUGUGCACCACUCGUCGCAACCUCAGCCUCCGAUCAAAGAAAGCCGAUAGGGGUAUCCCCCCACGUGUCUUCACACCUUGCCGGAGCUUUCCUUGAAUUUAUCGCGCCGCCAUGCCAACACAAGGGGCCACGGGCAACCACGGCGGUAAAGGUUUGGUGUCCGAAGCAGAACGGAAUGGGUUCGUCGCGGCGGUCCUCGCUGGAGAACUCGAACCCGAUUCUCAUGUGAUCGCGUAUCACUUUUCAGGAUGGCUGGACAAAGCAGCAGCAGCAGCCUCAGCCUCAGCAGCCUCAGCAGCCUCAGCAUCAUCAUCAUCAGCAGCAGCAGCAGCAGCAUCAAGGGCAGCAUCAAAGGCAGCAGCAGCACUAGAUGACGCAAUGGCGAGCGCCAACAAGAGGUACGCCAGAACGGUUGAAGCUAUUCAGGCCCAAAGAGCGUCCUUUGCUCCGACGGUUAUUCCUCCUUCGACAUUGGUUGUUGACGAAGAUGAUGGCCUGCCCGAAGCAGAAUCAACACCAGCACCGACCCCAGGCGCAGAGGAAUCUGAGAAAGAAGAGAUGGCUGCCGCUGCCAGCGACGACGUCGGAAGCACUACUGAGAACGUGAAACUGGAGAGCGUCGCCGCGUUCAUCGCAAGCUACGCAGGUGCCUAA